AUGAACCCGUCAUUCCGCUUUGACGAAGUCGACAUCUUGGUGAAUCGAAAUAGUCUCAGGAAGCUUCUCGACUUCUGCCAAGGGCGGCGACAAGACAGCUUUCGAAUUAAUCUGUACCUGGUUCACCGCACCCUGAUUAUCGAGCGUUGCGAGAAGACCGUCAGCAAGCUGAUCGGCGGUUCGCAGAAUUCUGGGUGGGGCAGGAAUUUCGAGCGCACCCUCACUCGAUACCCGCCUGGGCUAGAAGACAGCACGGCGCAUCACCGGGCUCUUCGAUACCAGCUGGGAGAUCUCACGUGUGUCGUGCGAUUUGAGGUAGAUGCGUGCUACCAGCGGAAGGUCGAGGAGGGUGGUACUUCACAAUCGUUGGCAUGCGCAGUGAAUCGAUUGCAGACCGAUGAUAGCCAAGAAAGAAAAGCUUCUGCCAGCCAACAGCCAACACAACGAGUGCCGAUGGCUCAAGCGAAUGCCGCAGAAAUCAAGACAGCAGCCAGACGCAAGAGCCCGGGGGCAUACAUGCCGCAGCUU
Molecule: messenger RNA, 528 nt
Organism: Colletotrichum tamarilloi
Lineage: Eukaryota; Fungi; Ascomycota; Sordariomycetes; Glomerellales; Glomerellaceae
Exons: 1
Source: RefSeq, a predicted model, not a curated record